Molecule: messenger RNA, 1246 nt
Organism: Episyrphus balteatus (marmalade hoverfly)
Lineage: Eukaryota; Metazoa; Arthropoda; Insecta; Diptera; Syrphidae
Product: borealin-like
Exons: 4
Coding region: 217-1107 (296 amino acids)
Biological process (GO): mitotic sister chromatid segregation
Cellular component (GO): chromosome passenger complex; spindle midzone; chromosome, centromeric region
Source: RefSeq, a predicted model, not a curated record
GCAACAGCAAAAGAAAAAUUUAAAAUGAAAAUUGUGUACAAAUUCAAGAAAUCAUAAAACUUUUUUUCUUCUUUUUAAAAUAAAAUAAAUUUAAAUAAAACUGUAAUUUGUCACAAUUUUUCAUUAAAUUAUAGAAUCAAUUCAUAAAAAAUAUAAUAAGUUUGAAAACAUUUAUUUUUUUUUCUAAAAAGAAAACUAAAACAAUUACAAAGGACAAUGCCGCGAACAAAAGUUUCAAAGAAUCCGAAGCGCAAUCGAGAUGCCGCAAUUCGGGAAGAAAAAAUUCGAGAAUUUGAUUCAACUGUGGAUCAAUUUAUGAAUGGAUUUGAAACAAAAGUCAAACAGAAUAUUCUUGAGAUCGAAACUGAGAUUGUUUUAAUGAAGGCGCGAAUUCCAGAAAAGAUUCUCUUGAUGAAAAUGGGCGAUUUAAUGAACAUGAAUGCUUCAUCAUUUUCUGAAGUUUUAGUCAUUCCAACGGAAACUCAAAGCUCAAUUCAAAAUCAAUCAUCCUUACUGAGAUCUAUGAAAAAGUCCAAUGACGAAGGCUACCUUACAGAGGAUAGCACUAACAGUAUGGCUUGUGGCAGUCAAGCAAACCUUUCCAUAAUGCACAGUGUUCGCGCGCCAGGUCCUCUUAGUUCGGCCAAGGCGCGUCGUACACGUCGGAGUCAAUCUGCAACUGGCUAUCCUCCGAGUGCCCUUAAACCCAAACCUUCAACUACAACAAUGAAGGAGAGGCUAUCCCGCCAGAAACAUCGAACACCAUUAGUAUCAAGACAGAAAGCGAUAAGUGCUGAUCGCACACCACCGAACAGAGGCAAAAAUUGUCCUGGAAGUCCAACAGCAUUGCUGAGAUGGCCAAAACCCGGCGAGAUGGUUAUUUCAAUGACUGGUACACCAGUCGUAUCAUCGCAUGUCAUGCCAGAACAGUUUGCCAAUGUUAAUAUACCCAUCAGAGAUGGAGUUCUAUCUCUGCGACCAAAGAAACUAUCUAAUUUAGAUCCGGAAAUCGUACACAAAAUCGACCAGGACACAAUCAGUCAGAUAAAAUUGCUACAAUCGAAUUUGGAGCUCAUUAUGAGCCUGGCUGAUAAAUCAGAUGCCUAAAUAAUUAUUUUUUUUUAUUUAGUUACAAGUAUAUUUUUUUAAUAUUCUGCUCAUUAUUUUCAUGUUCAAUUUUUUUACAAAUAAUAAAAGAUCAUUGGUUUCGAAAUGAUAAUAAAAUUAAGAAUUGUCAUCAACCGAA